Dovyalis caffra is the source of this 618-nucleotide messenger RNA. Lineage: Eukaryota; Viridiplantae; Streptophyta; Magnoliopsida; Malpighiales; Salicaceae. The record is from the annotation of a GenBank genome assembly.
AUGGCUGGUUUUCGUGGAGUAACAGAUAAACAUGAAGUGAUGGAAAAACAUCUGAGUUUUGGUGGUGCAGCAGAAAAUAGUUCAAGUUCUCUUGGAGUGAUGGAAAAAAAUCCAAGUUUUCAUGGAAUGGAAUGGUUUUCGCAGAUCUAUGGUGAAACAGAAGAGUUUUGUAGUGAUGUUGCAACCUCAGUUUUAAUGGUGGCAGAAUCAAGGAGAGAAACUCCCCUUUAUGCAGCUACAGCGAAUAGGCAUGCUGUGGUAGUUACUGAGAUGCCGGAAUAUAUGAACCGGGAGACUGCAUCUGUUGUAGCUAGGAAUUGGUAUGAUCCCCUCCAUGUGGAAAUAGAACAGGGUCGUUUUGAGGUCUUGAAGCCCAACUUGGUCAUGAUAACAGAUUUUUCCUAUGCAACUGCCAGGCAUACAGCUGCGACACAAGCGCACGAUAUUGAUCUGGAUUAUACUGUCCUCCAUUCAGCUGCAGGGAUUGGAGCACUUGGAAGCUGUGAGGUCCCUCCUAAACAGGAUCCAGGGAAAAAGCAUUGCAUAUUGCAAUAUAAGGACUCUGCUCAGUAUACGGUAAGUAUUGUGCGCCCUCACAGUAAUACUUACACUUAUUAG